This is a messenger RNA of Nerophis lumbriciformis (worm pipefish), 3030 nucleotides long. The record is from RefSeq and is a predicted model, not a curated record. NCBI's taxonomy places the organism in Eukaryota, Metazoa, Chordata, Actinopteri, Syngnathiformes, Syngnathidae.
AUGGAGACUUUGAGAGUUCUCCUUGUGCUGCUGUGUGUCCUCCUGGCCAGAGCGCAAACGCAGCUCCAAAGACCCAAGUCUGCGGAAUGCCCCGUUGACCUCUUCUUCGUGUUGGAUACAUCUGAGAGUGUGGCCCUCAGACAGAAACCUCCCAACUUUUACAUUGACCAGAUCAAAGAAUUCACCAAACGCUUCAUAGAUGAACUUCAGGAGAUGCGCCAUCGAUGUGACCGCUUCCUGACGUGGAACUCAGGGGCGCUGCACUACAGUGACGAGGUUAUUCUGGUUCGCGAGCUGAGUGACAUGAGAACUGAUCGUCUGGCCCUGAAGAAUGACAUUGAUACCAUCAAAUACAUCGGCAAAGGGACCUACACUGACUGCGCCAUCAAGAGGGGUCUUGCUGAGCUGCUCAUAGCGGGUUCCCACUACCAUGAGAACAAAUACAUUGUGGUGGUGACUGAUGGCCAUCCCAUUACUGGGUACAAGGAGCCUUGUGGCGGAGUACAGGAAGCCGCAAACGAAGCAAGGCUGCAUGGUGUCAAGGUGUUCGCUGUCGCCAUCUCACCUGAUCAGGAGGACACCAGACUUUCCAUUAUCGCCACAGACCAGAAUUACCGGCAGAACUUCACUGCCGCAGAUGACUCCAGAGCCACCAAGAUUGGAACUAUUCGAACCAUCAUACAUAUGAUUACAAACGAAACCAAGGAUGUGUGCUGCUCAUUUGACUGCAAUGCACAAGGAGGCCCUAAAGGACCUGAUGGGGAAACUGGCAGCAUGGGAGAAACUGGUAGACCGGGAAUGCCAGGAGAGAAAGGAGAUAUUGGUGCCGUGGGCAGUGUUGGAGAUCCUGGUCCUGUUGGAUACAGUGGAAUGAAGGGAGACCGAGGUGGGAGAGGACUGAAGGGAGAAAGAGGGCACAAAGGCUACAAGGGAGAAAAAGGCCUAAGGGGAAAUGAUGGCAUUGAUGGACGCAAGGGUGAAGCUGGUUUCCCUGGUCUUCCUGGCUGUAAAGGAUCUCCUGGAUCAGAUGGUCUUCGGGGUGAGCCUGGGCCGAAGGGAGACCCUGGUCCUUAUGGGCCAAAGGGAGAAAAAGGAGAUAGUGGAAGAGACGGAGAGCCAGGACGAUCUGGAAACUACGGGCCUUUAGGUCCUAAGGGUGAUCGUGGACCCCGUGGCGCUAAUGGCGACAAGGGAGAGCGAGGCGAUGAUGGUGCACCUGGACCAGACGGACCUCGUGGCAGCAUAGGAACAGUUGGAGAGAAGGGUGAACAAGGAUCCCGUGGAAACAGAGGGCCAAGAGGAGAGCCAGGAGAACCAGGACCCCGUGGAGAGCAAGGACGUGAGGGCUCAGCUGGCCCCAACGGAGACCCUGGUGAGCCUGGCAGGGAUGGUUCCGCUGGAUACAGAGGAGAUGAAGGCCCUCCGGGACCAGAGGGAACCAAAGGCCCAAGAGGAAUCAAAGGAUCUGCUGGUGACAGAGGCCCAAUGGGAGGCAGAGGUGAAGACGGUGUAGCAGGAAAUGGUACUGCAGGUUGCCCAGGUUUCCAGGGUUAUCCAGGCCCUCGUGGAGAUGCCGGUGAAACUGGUGGCAGGGGAACCCCUGGACCCAAAGGAGAUGAUGGAGAAGCUGGUGACCCAGGCCCUGAUAACAAUCAACCUGGACCUCCAGGAGCUAAAGGGGCUAAAGGUCACAGAGGACCUGAGGGAAGACCGGGACCUCCUGGGCCUCCUGGACCAGCAGGAACUGAUGAAUGCGAAAUUCUGGAUAUCAUCAUGAAGCUCUGCUCUUGUUGCGAAUGUAAAUGUGCCGCUCUGGACUUGGCGUUCAUUGUGGACAGCUCCGAAAGUAUUGGCUCUACAAAUUUUGCUCUUGCCAAAGACUUUAUCAUCACCGUUGUAGACAGACUGAUUAAAGACCAGCAGGUCAAGUUUGCAGGUAAUGAGUCCAGGGUGAGUGUUGUGCAAUACAGUGGAGCAAAAGCCCAAGAAGUCGUCCAACUUGGAACCAACGUUGCUACCCUCACUGAGUUUAAACAGGCUGUGAAAGACCUUAAAUGGUUGGCUGAGGCCACUUACACAGGCGAGGCCCUAAAUUUUGCUCUGGAAAACACGAUCAAGGUAAUGAGGCAGGAGAACCGUGUCGUUCUGGUUCUCACUGAUGGACGCUCAGAUAUUCUCAGGGAUAGGGUACCUCUCAGCGUCCUGUGUGGUAAUAACGUCAGGGUGGGAGGUUUAGGGGUGAAGGACUACUCGGGCCGUCAGCCCAACCAGGAGCAGCUUGGAGAUUUGGUCUGUAAGAAUGAUCCCAAACCAGGCUUUUCGUUCGUUUUGGACAACUUUGCCGAGCUACUUGAUGACACUUUCCUGCAGAACCUCACAUCCAAAAUCUGUCAAGAUAAGAAAUGCCCAGACUACAAAUGCCCAAUUUCCUUUUCUCAAAGUCAUGACAUUCUACUGAUGAUGGACAGUUCAGCUAGUGUAGGCCAGAAGAACUUCGAAUUAAGUAAGACCUUUGCGCACCGAUUGGUCGAGCGCUUCCUGAAUGCUCAAAAGCAGAGAGGCGUUAAUGUCAAAUUGGCUGUCGGCCAGUACAGCCGAAAUGCCCGCAUGGAGCAAGGCCUGACGACAAACAUGACGCUGCUGUCCUAUCACAUCAAUGAGAUGGCCUUCCAAAAUGACGGCACCAACGUAUUAGAAGCCAUGGAAUUAGCCAGCAAUGCUCUCCAACCUCGCGGCGACGCAAGCGGAACCAAGAAGAAGGUGGUGUUGUUCUCAGACGGCAGAUCUCAGGGCGUCACCGAGGCCGUUCUGGAGAAACGAGUUCGUGAUCUGGCAGAUGCCGGCUUGGAGCUCUAUGUCAUCGCGGCGGGCAGCCAAGUCAACGAGCUCAACCUGCGUACGCUGGUGAGCAGGGGGCAGCGCGGUGAUAUCAACUACGCUCAGCGCCACCUCUUCCGCGUGGCAGACUACCCCUCACUGCUUCGCGGAGUCUUCCACCAAACUGUCUCCCGAAGAGUGUCCAUGCCCUGA